Molecule: messenger RNA, 684 nt
Organism: Halichondria panicea
Lineage: Eukaryota; Metazoa; Porifera; Demospongiae; Suberitida; Halichondriidae
Exons: 4
Coding region: 1-570 (189 amino acids)
Source: RefSeq, a predicted model, not a curated record
AUGACCCACUCUCCCAAGCCUAACAAACGGAGCCUCCUGGAGAAGCUGGACCUCACCAAGCCUCUCUACUCUGGUAGCAUGUUCAAACAGUCUCACAUUCCACCCAAGAGCUUCAACAAGCGAUUCUUUGUCCUCUUCCCCAAAGUCCUGGUCUACUACGAUACAGAGAAAGACUUCAACAGAGACGUAGCCAGCAAGACUCUAGCGCAUCGACACAAGGCCAUUCUCACUGACCAUCUCUACCUGUCCAAACCUGACAAGAAACCAGCUGGAGCAAAGUUUUGUUUCAUUCUCCACGCUCCCCACGCACACAACGAGAGAAAUGACUUCCUGCUAGUGGCGGAGACGAGAGAGUCACGACGAAAGUGGAUGGACCACCUCCAGGAACAGAACCCCCACCUCAAGGAGAGCGAUCAUCACCACAGGGGGUCCUCAUCAUCUGGCUCUCAUUUAGCUGUUCCUCAGGCUCGGAGGUUGAGGGCGGACAGCAUGACUCCUGAACCAACUGAAAUGGACUCCGAUGUACAAUCCAUGGACAUUUCCGAAGCACGUAGCGAUGAUGAAAGUUAAACUCUAGGACACAAAUUAUAGUUUUUAUUUCCUGCUCCCCAAACUCUAUAAUAUAAUUAUGUGUUGCUAUUAUCAUUGGAUUAUACGCCCUUGAUUAUACUUGAUUUGUUCAAA